UGAAUAUAAAUUGGUAGAAAGGGGCCGGUUUUCAGGCCCCUCCGACCACCCUUGUCUCAUUCUCCACUGUCCCAUGACCCUUAGAACAUGGAGGAAAUUAUGGCAGUUUUUCUCUUAUAAACUCUUUCUCUCUCAUCCAAAACCCCAAGAAUAAAAGCUUUCCCACAAAACCCAUACUAGCUAAUCCUUGAAGAAACGAAACCAGCAAAACCAAAACCAGGAGAAAAGGGAAAAAGGAAAAAGAAAAAGAAAAAGAAAACCCACUUUGUGCACCAUCAUUGCAGCCAAAUCCAACUAGCAAAAGUUAUAGCCAUAAUCCCAAAUCCUCUGUAUCCUGUUUGAUCAUUUCUUUAAAAAAAAAAAAAAAAAUUGUUUUUUUCUUUUUUCUUUUCCUAUCCCCUCAGAUUCUGAAGCAAAGCAAAAGGUGUAAAAAAAAAAAAAAAAAAAAAUGGAGAUUGAGUUGGUCAAGUGUGAGUGUUGUGGACUGAAAGAGGAUUGCACACAAGACUAUAUCAGUGAAGUGAAAGCAAAAUUCAAUGGGAAAUGGCUUUGUGGGUUGUGUUCAGAAGCUGUUAGAGAUGAAGUUAGCAAAGGGAAAAAACUACAGCAAUUUGGUAUGGAAGAAGCUGUGAAAGCUCACAUGUCGUUUUGUGGUAAAUUCAAAUCGAAUCCAGCAGUGAGAGUUGCUGAUGGAAUGAGACAGAUGCUAAGGAGAAGAUCAGGGGAUUUGUCUUCUUCUACUUCACCUUCUUCUUCAUCAAAGAAAUAUUCGAGAACAUCAAGCACUUCACAAGUGGGAGAUGAGUCUUCUUUCUCAUUGUACUGAAGUUUGGGAAAGAAAAAUGAAAGAAAAAAACAAAGAAAACACAGAGAAAAAAGGCAAGGAAAUAUAUAUUUUCCUCUCUUUUGGUUGAAAUAAUUAUUACUGAUAGGUGCAAUGGUUUUUUUCCAUGGCUUUUUCAAAGUCUUCUCUCAAUCUUUGUUCUUUGUACAGAAGAUGUUAAUUCAAUGGAGAGACUUUUUUGUUCCUA
Messenger RNA from Ziziphus jujuba (common jujube), 1031 nucleotides. RefSeq lists its product as uncharacterized. The record is from RefSeq and is a predicted model, not a curated record. The transcript has a single exon. The coding region runs from base 449 to 826 and encodes 125 amino acids. NCBI's taxonomy places the organism in Eukaryota, Viridiplantae, Streptophyta, Magnoliopsida, Rosales, Rhamnaceae.